UGGGCGUAUCUGAAAUUCCCACCAAUACUUAUAUAAUAUGAUAUAAAUGAUAACGCACAACUGAUGGAAACUGUCGAUGUUUUAAUUUCGAGAGAAAGCGUGCGCGAUUAUAGCUCCCAGAAGCAGAUUCAUCGACUCGUGAAAUCAAAAAGUAGCCCAUCUUUUGGAGAUUUCAUCUGGUGCUGAGUGCUCUGAUCUGCUGGAAUUAUUUUCUCCCUCACCAUAUUCACCAUGGCAGAUGCGGAAGGUAACCCUGUCAGGAGCAGUAAGCGUGUCCCCAUCGUAGUGGGCGUGGUCGCCGCCGUCUGUGUGGCCGCCGUGGUUAUUGGAGUGGCUGUUCACUUCUCCAGCAAAGAAGAAGAUAACAUUGGGAAAACAUCAGCACUAAAACAAGAAGUUCCCCCAGUCAUUCCAACAGAAGAAGCCUUUGGUAAUAUCAAAGAUGGCAGACAAGUGAAAAGAUUUACGUUUACCAACAAGAACAAUGUUACUGUCAGAAUUAUCAGCUACGGAGCUACAAUUACUGAUAUCUUGAUGCCGGACAAAAACGGAAAAAUAGUUGAUAUCAGUUUAGGCUUUGAUACCGCAUCAGAAUACGAGGCCAGGCAUUCCUACAUCGGAGCAGCACUCGGUCGGAUAACAGAGCGUUUAAAGGGAGCACGUUUCACAAUUGAUGGCGUAGAAUACAAUGUGUCGGCCAAUGAAGGACAGAAUCAAGUCCAUGGAGGCUUCCAAGGAUUUGACUCGAAACUGUUUGAUGCCAAAAUUGAGGGAGACAUGGUUGUGAUGACCUACGUGAGCCCGGAUGGAGAAGAGGGAUUUCCGGGAGAGCUAACAUCAGUGUUCACGUUCCAGCUGACACAGGACAACGAGCUUAUCCUGGGCUACAAAGCAAAGACAACAAAAGCAACUCCUGUUAAUUUAUCUAAUCACGUGUACUUCAAUCUGGAAGGACAUAAAGCUGGUAAAAAUGGCGACCAUAUUUUGACAGUUUACACCAACAGAUACGUUCCAAUCGACGAGGCCUUUCUUCCUAAAGGUGACGGAGAGAUAGCCAAUGUCAAUGGAACAGUUUUUGAUUUAACGUCACCCACACUAGUGAGAAACGUAAUAAAUGACAUCAUCGUUUCCUGCUAUGUGUUUGGUAACCGAGGGGAGAUGAAACACGUGGCAAAGCUUGAGAACCCUUCAAAUGGUCGCUUUGUUGACGUUUACACAACGGAACCUGGAGUGGAUGUUUAUUUCUCCUCCCACAUGAAACCAAACCUCUACGGAAAAGACGGAGCAGUUUACGGGCCAUUUGAGGAUGGAGGAGUCUGUCUCAUUCCAAUGCAGUUACCAAGCGGUGUAAAUAUGCCAAAUUUUCCUGAUACCGUCCUACGACCAGAAGAAACUUACACACAGAAAACAAUAUACAAAUUCGGGUUUUGAAUUUACUAAAAGAUAAAUCUAUUUUACAUUUGAGAUCUCAGAUUAAAAAAAAAAUGUAACGUCAUAAGUGUACAAUUUUCUCGGCUGUUGCGACAGGAAAAGAAUGGGGUUAACAGAAAAAUUUCACUUUUUCCCAAAGACAAAAUUGUGUUAUCAAAAUGAUAUUAAAAAGAUGUUAAAAGACACACCAAAGCUCACCAUUGUCAGAUUGUAUUCUUGAAUGUAUACAUUGUGCAGUUAUACGGUUUGAAUGUUAAAUAUUCAGAAAGAGUCUCAGCUUUAUUUUGAAUGUUUUCUAAUUGAAUAAAACGUGUAAAGAAAAUAGAAAAGUAACCAACAUGUGUUUAGCAAAAGAUAGCUCAGGUUAGUUUAGUAAGAUAUUAUUUGAUAUGGAAAACAAUGUUCAAGUAUUGAGAGUUACAAAUUUUUUAGAUGUUAAAGGUAGUAGUAAGGGCGUGUAUAUGUGAUUGUUUCCUCUUUCUGUCAUUUGUUUCAAAUACACUGAUUCUUGUCAUUUCUUUUUCAAACAUCGCUUUUAAAGAAUACAGAAUUUGUUAAGUACAACAAAUUCUGUAUCCUUUAAGCGAUGUACAUUUAUAUACAGAAGAAAUGAAGUUAUUGAAGUAAUUUGUGUGUGUGUGAGGGUAGGGUUAUGUAUGAUCAGAGAUUUAUCAGUAUAUUAAUUCAGAUUGGUUUAUGUCUAUGUAAACGUAUUUAGUACUGCGUGAGGUAACAAUUAUAACAAUUAUUUGCUCUUUAAUUUUAUUGAAUGAAGGUUUUGUUGUAUAUCAUGU
Molecule: messenger RNA, 2225 nt
Organism: Saccostrea cuccullata (small rock oyster)
Lineage: Eukaryota; Metazoa; Mollusca; Bivalvia; Ostreida; Ostreidae
Product: galactose mutarotase-like
Exons: 12
Coding region: 232-1431 (399 amino acids)
Biological process (GO): beta-D-galactose catabolic process via UDP-galactose, Leloir pathway; glucose metabolic process
Molecular function (GO): aldose 1-epimerase activity; carbohydrate binding
Source: RefSeq, a predicted model, not a curated record